AUGGGCUUCAAGUUAACUGAUAAUCAUUUACUAUAUAUAAACUCAAAACCAUCUAAACACCGAAGACGUCGAGCUGCAUGGGCGGCAUUCAACGGAAUCAAGAACCCUACACACUCCAUUAACGACAAGAAAUUUCGCGCGAACCUGUUCGACUCAACCCCCUUCAGCAGAGCCUUAUCCGAAAGAGUAAGAAUAACACAUGCCUCCCUAGAAAGACGGCUGGUUGGACUCACUCCUACAAUGUCUCGAGCAAGAGUUCCACUCAACUUCAUAAAAAUGCAAAUCCGACCAUGGAACGGGAAAAGGCCACGUGGACGGCCACCAAUGUGUUGGACUGAUUCGCUGCAAAAGGAGAUCACCACUCGCGCAGCAAACGGAGAAGUUAUCAGAAUAUGGUCCACUAUUGCUAAAGAUCGCAAAGAAUGGAUUGCUCUGAUCCGCAAGUUUGUCAAUCUGUAG
Molecule: messenger RNA, 459 nt
Organism: Caenorhabditis elegans
Lineage: Eukaryota; Metazoa; Nematoda; Chromadorea; Rhabditida; Rhabditidae
Source: the annotation of a RefSeq genome assembly